Messenger RNA from Cloeon dipterum, 1418 nucleotides. RefSeq lists its product as uncharacterized. The coding region runs from base 386 to 787 and encodes 133 amino acids. The transcript is spliced from 2 exons. NCBI's taxonomy places the organism in Eukaryota, Metazoa, Arthropoda, Insecta, Ephemeroptera, Baetidae. The record is from RefSeq and is a predicted model, not a curated record.
CCGUUCCUUAGAUUGAUGCUUGCAGUGACGUUGAUCAAAGCAAAUGUGGAAUGCAUUGAACUUGGCUUGUUUCUUUUUAUCACAACGCACGCUUGUAUUGCUCGGGUCCUUGCCAAAUUUGGCAAAUUUUAAUGGCGAUUUAUUGCCUCAAUGAUAGCAUUAACAGGGUCGUGUUCGAAACUGCCGAUUUAGAUAAUUAGUGCGUUGUCGGAAACGUGCGGGGUUGAAUGCGUAUAUUCAACACUGUGACCAUGGCGAUCCGCGGCGGGUGGGAGGAUUGGUUUUGUGUUAUAUAGCAGUGAGCGAUUGUUUCAAUAACUGUCAAUCAGUGUUCACGGGUUAGCCAAUUCGUGCACAAGUGCUCCACAAGCCGUGAAUAUUCACCAUGAAGGCCCUCGUCACGUGUAUGGUUUUCCUCCUGCCCUGCCUGGCAGCCGCGUGGCCCGCUCUCCCUGCUGGCGCCGACGUCGGCGCCGAUGUCGAUCAAAUGCUCAGGAAGCUCAACGUGUCGGCCGAGUCACGGCUCGGGGGUGCACUGAUGGCCUACUUGCAGGCGCGACGGAACACCACCCGCUGGCAGCACCGACGCAACGUCACGCAGAACAUCCUGAACGCCCUCACCGGCAAUAGAGGUCCGACCUCCAACGAGGAUGAGGACGAAUAUGAGGACUAUGAGGAGUACCCUGAUUUGGAACUGACGCCCGAGGCCAUUCUCAUCUUUGUCCUGGAGCUGUUCGGGACAAUGAUUGGACUCACCUGGGGAGCCGUGUCAACAAUAUUUGGCUGAGCUAAAAUUUAAUGCUUUAGAAAAAAAAGUAUGCGGUUCUUGCGUGUAAUUGAAAGUUAAGUUUUAAAAGCUUUCUGCUCUCUGGCUUAAAAUGCCCGUAUUUUUAAUUGGGGGCAUUUUUGAACGCAUUCUCAGCAUGACUCGUUACUGAAAUGCCUAAAAUGCACUAAAUUGGCAUACUAAUCCACAUAUUGUAAGUUGAUUGCAUUUAUUUCUCAACCGCAAAGUAGGAAUGAUGGAUUGAUUGAUGUCCCUAUUGCAAAUGGCUGUGAUUUAGUUUAUAUUUGUCAGUACAAAUUGAUGUUUGCUGGACUCCGAGCUUUUUCUCUUAAAUGAUUUAAUGAUAUAUUUGAAUGCGUGUUCAACUUUUUAAAAUCCGAAAUAUAGCUGCAGUGAUACACACAAAUAGUUGUAUAAAAAGAAACUAGUCUUAAUUCAAAUUAUUAAUAACUUGUUUUUCUUCUAAAAUAGUGUACAGAAAAGUAUCAUCAUGUCAUUUUCAAUACUGUCUUCUCAGCGUUGAAUAAAACUAAUUUAUUGAAUAAAUCCAAGUGCGCAUGCAAAUCAUUUGUAUAAAUUGCUCAAUCACCUCAAGUUCUAAAAAUAGAAACAUCACCUUAGUUUAUGCAUG